Molecule: messenger RNA, 2727 nt
Organism: Solenopsis invicta (red fire ant)
Lineage: Eukaryota; Metazoa; Arthropoda; Insecta; Hymenoptera; Formicidae
Product: E3 SUMO-protein ligase EGR2
Exons: 5
Coding region: 1233-2186 (317 amino acids)
Biological process (GO): regulation of transcription by RNA polymerase II
Molecular function (GO): DNA-binding transcription factor activity, RNA polymerase II-specific; RNA polymerase II cis-regulatory region sequence-specific DNA binding
Source: RefSeq, a predicted model, not a curated record
AAAAAGCAUUAAAUUUUAAUUUAGAAAAAAGAGACCAAUUGAUAAUAUGGUACUGCUAAUAUGUAACUUUACUGAAUGGAGAAUGAUUGUUUCGUGCAUAUACAUAUCUCAAAGAUGCAUUAUCAAGUUGUGUGUCUGUGCUACAGAAAGAACAGAAAAAUAUAUUUUAUUUGUAACAAAAAUAAAAAAAAAAUACUAGUGCUACUAUUUCAUAGUUCAUUUAUCAGUCAUUUUUUUCGGAUAUUUUUAGAAAAAAAAACCGGAUUUUUUCCUUAAUUUUACUUUUCCGGAAAAUUAAAAACACUAGUCUCGUCCCGAAAACUAAUAUUGUUGUACGACAAAUUUGUCAAUGUUGAUUGACUAUAGCAAAGCUCUUAAAUCUCUAGAAAUUCUUGUAUCUUGUAGCCAAUUAAUAUAAAAAAAUUCGUACGAUAAAUGAAAUAUUAGUCUAACGCGGGCCAGAUGACGGAUAAAUCAACGGACGGAUCGCCGUUGAGAAUGGUGGUGCCGGCGUUCUCUCUCGGCGUUCUGGCGAGCCGGCGACGUACGCGAUCGCGAGGUCCCUGGGGAUUGGCACGGUGACGGCGCCGGGUGGCACAGGCCAGCAUCCUUAUCUCCGGGGAACCGUGUACCACACGCUCUCUCGUCACACGCUCUCGUCGACGUCUUCCCGCCUGGAGGAUUCGACCACCAGUUGCAGUCUCGACACGACUACCGAUCGGUCGUGACGAACGGAUCGACGUUUUCGAUUUCGUGUAUCUCAUCUCCCACGAAAUUCGGACGUGCGCGAGAUUUCGAAGGUGUACCCUCGCCACGACGUUCUGUUAUCGAUUUUUACCAUAGCUAUCCAUACACAUUUUAGAGAUCUCGCAGUCGACUGUAAAGAGAAGAGUUACGGUGGCAUUGCAGAUUUCUUGUAACGCUCAUGACGCUCUAUAUACGACAUCGACAUUGUCAAAGAGACAGGAUUGCGAUUAUGAUCUAGUACAAGCUAAAUAUACUGCGAGGAGAAGUUUGCCUUUGUCUGCUUCACGCGAAUACAUUGUGAUGCGAUGAUCGAUAAACAGAUCCUCACGUCAAUAUCGGAACAUACGGCUGAGUCAAUCUUGAAAGCAAUCAUGUAAACGUCAGAUGGAAUCGUUAUUCUGAAAGUUAUUGUUACGCGUGGUCGCCAAUUCAUACGAAAAGCGCGGUUUCUGACGAUCUUAGCUUCGAUUUAAUUUUCCGGCAUCAUGAUCGAGGAAGCUGCGACCUACGAUAUGACGGAUGAGCUACUGUUCUCCGCCCUUGGCUUGACUAUGGACUCCAGCAUCGAGAGACAGCUAUUUUCCCCGACCAAGACAAAUCUACUUAGCGACUAUGAAGCAUCGUGUGCGACUCCGCUUAGCGACGAUUUUGGAAUGUUCGACAACCAGUUAAACACGACAAAUCCAACAGAUUUUUACACGGACUUGAGUAAUUCCCUGCAAUCGUUUUUGAGCGACUGGUCGACCACCAAUACGCCCACGUCGUCAGGUUACUUAAGCGAACUGAGCGAAUUGGAUUCGGAGCUGGACUGGUGUCUAGAGAAGAGCUGGGACUCUGGCCUACCGGAACGAACGCCACUGUGCACCGCAGGAUGCGAAGGAUUUUUGCAUCUGCCGCCUCUACCGAAUCCGCAGCAAACGACACAAUAUGAAGAACCGUUACUAGUGCUCGGCAUCGAUUUACGAGCGUUGGAUAACACGUUAGGAACAAAUACGAUAGAUUAUAACAACAACCAGUUAGAUGACAGUCUCCUAAUCUCAUCAGCAGCUACUGCCGCAUUAGCAACCCACGAUUAUACCAAUCGCAGCUUAGCAAAUGCGUCUGAAGAUCGAUGCUUUCCAUGUACCUACCAAGGGUGCCUAAAAGUAUACGCCAAAGCGUCUCACUUGAAAGCUCAUUUACGACGACACACCGGCGAGAAACCGUUCGCGUGCACUUGGGCCGGAUGCGUAUGGCGUUUCAGUCGAUCGGACGAGCUAGCGAGGCACCGACGAUCGCACUCGGGUAUUAAACCGUAUUCGUGCGAGAUGUGUUCGAAAAGAUUCGCACGCAGCGAUCAUCUGGCCAAACAUCGUAAGGUGCACCGGAAAAAUGCCUACCCGUUGUUCCACGGAGCUAGAGGACUACGCGGCGGCAAGACGAACGUUUCAUCGUCAUAAGUUUAAUUGUAAAACUCCCUCCAUCCCCUCGCGUCUUUUAGAAUUUCGUCUUAAUUAAUAAAUUAAGUUCAUUAUUAAGGACAUAAAUUUACGACACUAUGGCAUAACUUCUAUAUAAAUUGACAAAUAAAGUACUUAAACUGAUCCUUUAUAUGAAACUAAGAAAGAUGCUUGCGCCAUGUUAAUAGUAUAGAUUAGCAUUUCUUAAUAUUUUUGGCGGCUAACUCUUCUUGAAUUCUUAAAAUUGUCUUAAUAUACUUAUCUACGUUCCUGUUCAAGAACCACUAGUAUUAAUUCUAAUGAAACUAGCAUAAAUGCGUUGUAUUAAGAUGUUCGAAAAAUUUAUUAUAUAAAUUUUUCAGAUACCAGAAAUUUUUUCAAGCAAAAUUAGCGAGAAACAAAUCGAAAAGAUACAUUAAUGCAAUGAAAGAUUCAAUCAACUUCGUACGACUAGUCCCUAUUGGUGACAGUUAAUUUGUUAUUUUGAUAAAAAAUUGUUAUUAAUGUGUUUUAUAGAAUGAUAAAAUUACGAUAAAUGCGA